GCAAAGGUGGUCUCGAAGUGCGCCCAAGCCAAUGAUGCCCACGUGCCCCUCUCCCAGACCAACCAGUUCAAGCUCAAGCAGUUCAGAAAGCAGGACUUUCAGCGGAGGAAGGAGUACCAGGAGGAGAUGAGGGAAAUCCAGGAGAGAGUGAAGGGGAGGCCUCUGCUGUUGGAGCAGGUUGCACAGAUGAAUGCCAAACACGCUGCAGAGAAGCGCUACACAGACACCCUGCGAGGCUGUGGAGUGAGUGAGGACUUUGUCAGUGGCAAGGUGCCCAAGUCCCAGCAGCCAGGUGGCCAAGAAUCUGCAUGCUGGACCACCUCCUCCAGUGACCCAAAACAAAGUGAAAAGGACGAGACAGAUACACGGGCUAUUUACAACACGGUCUUCCAGGAUGAAUACCCAGAAGAUUAUGAAGACAGCUUUGCUGACCAAAAACGGGAAGGAGAGCAGGAGGCUGAGAAAGAUGAAUUGAAGUCCAAAAAAGAAGAUGAGGAUGAAGGCCAUGACGAAGCAGGGCGGGGGAGGGCGGAUAUUGGGCGUUAUUCAGAUGAUGGCGAUUACUCAGAUGCCGAUGACCAUUACUCAGAUGCCAGUGAGCAUUACUUGCCCCUGGAUGAUGAAAAGAAUAAAGGGAGUGACAUCCUCAAAAGGCCCGAGAGUACCCAGAGCAGCCCAAGCUAUAGAAGCGGCCAGCACAGCCAAAACAGUCAGAAGUCAGAGAGGGAUAGGGAAACACAGCAAUAGCGGAAAAGAAAAGUAACGAGGAUGACUAAAAAGUAAAAGGAGUGCAUUUUCUGACAGGUAGGCAGGGCUACAUUGAGGCGAACGUCUACAACACUGACACACAGUGGUAGAGAUGCUUCUAUUAUAAAAAAUGAUAAAUGCAUGGUAGGAGAUCUGUAUACAUACAGUAAUAAUGGGGAAUUUCAUGUUUAUUACAUUAUUUUGUUGUCUGAGACAGACCAGAGUGAAUUGUAGUACUAGGCUAUGGUUAUAAAAAGGAUCACAUUGAACAGUUUAGGGUAUUCUUUGUCUUGUGAUAUCCUACUUUGCAGGAAAUACAAUAGGUUGACCACUUACAUUUGGAUGCUUGUGAUACAUUUUCUUUCGACAAUUAUUUGUCUAAUAUUUUGUGACUAAAUAUAUGUAGCCUAACAUUUGCUAUAUAUUUAAGGAUCAUACUUUUUUUCAAUCGUUGCAUAUAUACA
Molecule: messenger RNA, 1211 nt
Organism: Oncorhynchus tshawytscha (Chinook salmon)
Lineage: Eukaryota; Metazoa; Chordata; Actinopteri; Salmoniformes; Salmonidae
Product: protein FAM161A-like
Exons: 4
Coding region: 127-747 (206 amino acids)
Biological process (GO): cilium organization
Cellular component (GO): cilium
Source: RefSeq, a predicted model, not a curated record